Linum tenue is the source of this 2307-nucleotide messenger RNA. The record is from the annotation of a GenBank genome assembly. Lineage: Eukaryota; Viridiplantae; Streptophyta; Magnoliopsida; Malpighiales; Linaceae.
AUGGAUACUAACGAAUAGUAACCAAAUUUGAGUGACUACGAAAUAAAUAUAUUAAUUUUAAUGGCAAACGUGAACUUUUUAAGUAAUUCUAGUGGACAAACUUGCAAUUUACUCUAUGUUUCAAGUUUCAGGUUAAAACAUAGUUGUCAAACCGGGUUCGGGCCGGAACCGAAAACAAAAGGGGCUAGAGACAUGCAUAUUUUGAGCUGGCCGACAACCGGUCAAAGUCGGUCAAGACCGGUCAAAAUCGGGGGUCUGACCGGACUUAUCUAGCUACCGGCUAUCAUGGAUACGAUGACGUUUUGCGAUCUUCUCAUCUAACCCUAAAGAGCCAACUCUGGCUCCCUCCCUUCCGUCGAGCGAGGUAGCAGCCGAGUCGUCGCUCUCGUCUCCACGUCCUUCAGCCGACGUUAAAUCCCGGCCCCAACAUCGGCGCCUCUCCCGUCUCGAUGCCAGCUCCCCGCUUCUCGACACAGCUUGCCGGCCACCGCCUCGACGUCAGCUCCCCGCACCUCGACGCUUCACCCCGGCCGCCGCCUCAAAGCCGCAUCGCACCGCCACCUCGACGCCAACUCCCCCCAAUCGGCCAUUCCGGUCUCCGGUGCUUCAGUUAGUCCGAACCAUGCCGUUUUGACACUCUUCUGAAAUAACCGAGGGUUCGACGAACUAGAAUCCCAGAUUUCAUUCGAACCCUGCAACCUCUUCGUUGUGAGUUGUGACUCCAAUUCUCCAUUGCAAAACCUACCCUACCUUCCUUCGCCGGCGAACGAUCCAAAUCAUCAACAGCAACUCUUCAUUGGAGAUACAAGCUUUCCCCGUUGGUGCAUUUGGGUAAUGCAACUCUUCGCCGGAUUUGACGGUUUCUCAGAUUUUGAUUCUUCUCCUUGCUUCGUUGUCCAUUCAGUAAGUGCUUAGCCGAUUCGGGAGAAGUGGGUGGUCUCUGCGCCAUGGCAUCUCGUUCCUCUUUCCGGCGGCGAUCAGAUGGGCAACUCACCUCUCUCUCCGAAUUCCCUCGUUGAAUGAGGCCUGAGGGCAAACUAUUUCCUCCGCCGAUCGACCCGUCAACGACGAAGAGACAGAAGCAGACCGCAGACGUUGAGAUCGGCGAUUUGCCCAACAACUCCUCUGGGUUCGAAGCUUCUGGUCACCGUACUAAACAGCAGCAAGCUUCUCUAUCUGUCGUUCUGUUCUUCCACCUCACAUAUGAAAUUCCUGUUUUCUCAAUCAUUGGAUUCAGCCGAAGAUUGGUAGUAGGUUCUUGGUCACUGGCAUGUUCUUGGAAAACCCAGGGUCCAAAUGGAUGUAGGCAUUAGCGAUGAGAGCUUGUCUCCUCCAUGUGCCAAGUGGAGGAAGGUGGCAUAUGGAGGAAUGCAACCUGGAUUCGAUGACAAUCACACCGAUGAGUCGUUUCUCGAAGAUAUGGUGAUGAAUGCCAAUGUCGUGAAAAGGGACAUAGCGAAGGUGAUCUUGGACUCUGUUUCCAUCUCUCAGUACCUCUGCAUUGUUUCACUUGUCAUCUUGCUAUGGACCCACAGCCUCCAAUCUACCCUGGACGAGUAUUCCCUGCUGCUUCUCGAUGUCUGUCUUCUGGCUUCAGGCUUCGUCAUUCUGCUACUAACCAGAGAAAUGUCUUCGCUCCGUCUGUUCUUCCACUAUCUCCUCAACAUUGCGUUCUUCACUACGGGAUUAUAUGUGCUGUCGCCUAUAUACAACACCCUGACUAGGUCGAUAAGCUCGGACACGAUCCUGGCAGUGACAGUUUCACUUAUUAUUCUCCAUCUCUUCCUCCAUGACUAUUCAGGAUGUCCCAUAGGGGUUCCAGGAGGAGCCUUAUUCACAGCUCCAAGCUUGACCAGUUGUGUGAGCUUAAAUGCUUCUGUGGUUGCUUCAGUAUUUAUUGCCUCCCGACUUCCGUCAAGGCUUCACGUGUUUGCUGUCAUGCUGUUCUCUAUGCAAGACUUCCUGUUUGCCCCAUUCGUCACUUACUGCAUCAAGAAGUGUUCUUUCACACUUCACCUUGCCUUCUCCUGUGGGUUGAUGGCCUUGACGCUCAGCCUCGUGUAUGCGCUGCACAAGCUGCUGUUUGUAGUGUUGUUGGGUUUGUUGGUGUUUGUCAGCGUCGUUUGUCCUUGCUGGCUGAUAAGAAUCCAGGAGUACAAGUUUGAGAUCAAUGGUCCAUGGGAUGAAGCUAAGCUUUGUUUUGACAUAAGGGAUUAAGAUUUGAGAGUUGGUUGUUUGCUGUAUAGAAACUGUUGUACGUUACUAUUGCGGGCUUUGUGUUCGCUCUUCUAGUUUCAAUUGUUACUU